UGAAUCUCCAGUCGUGGCGGCAGUCAUGGCGGCUACGUCGGGUUCAGUUCGCCUACAGCGCUGCAUGGUGUCGCCGGCGGGGAGGCACAGCGCCUCUCUGAUCUUCCUGCAUGGCUCAGGUGAUUCUGGACAAGGAUUGAGAACGUGGAUCGAGCAAGUUUUAAAUCAAGAUUUCACAUUCCAACAUGUAAAAGUUAUUUAUCCAACAGCUCCUCCCAGGCCAUAUACUCCUUUGAAAGGAGGAUUCUCCAAUGUAUGGUUUGACAGAUUUCAAAUAUCUAAUGACUGCCCAGAACACCUUGAAUCAAUUGAUGUAAUGUGUCAGGUGCUUACAGAUUUGAUUGAUGGUGAAGUAAAAAGUGGUAUCAAGAAGAACAGAAUAUUACUAGGAGGAUUUUCUAUGGGAGGGUGCAUGGCAAUGCAUUUAGCAUACAGAAAUCAUCAAGAUGUGGCAGGAGUAUUUGCUCUUUCUAGUUUUCUGAAUAAGACAUCUGCUGUUUACCAGGCUCUUCAGAAAAGUGAUGGUGUCCUCCCUGAAUUAUUUCAGUGUCAUGGUACCGCAGAUGAGUUAGUUCUUCAUUCUUGGGGUGAAGAGACAAACUCAGUGUUAAAAUCUCUAGGAGUGAGGACAAAGUUUCAUAGUUUCCCAGGUGUUUACCAUGAGUUAAGCAAAGCUGAGCUAGAAAAACUGAAGUCAUGGAUUCUUACAAAGCUACCAGACUGAAUGAGUCAAGAUUGAUUUGUUAAUAUAUAAGUAAUGUCUUUAUAAAAAGUGAUUUUUACUGCCAAAAUCUAAUUUGAUAAACAAUAAUCAAAGUAUUAAAAAUAUCAGCAGUUUACUGACUUAUUAGUUAUUGAAAUGCUUAGCACCAUAGAGAGUAGUAUAAUCUUAUUAAUGGUUAACGUUAAUUUAGGCAAACGUCUGUGUAUUAUUUGGCAGAUACAUUUUUAUAAAUAUUUGAAGGCCUUGUAAGUAAGUAAAUAUUGAAAUAUUAGAAAGUAAUUAAACUAGCUUAAAUAAAGGCAGUGAGAAACCAGGAAAAGUUUUAACAUGAUAUUAUUUUAUCUUUGUUAUCACUUUCUUUAAAUUGCCUUUCCAGAGAUAUUCAUGCUCGUGUAGUUUUUGACAGAAUAACAUUAGUACCCCACAUUUAUAGAGUAGUUUCCCGUUACCUCACCUGACCAUCACAAGAGCUUGAUGAAGUAGACUGAGUAGUUGUUACUGGUAUUUUAUAAUAGGGUUAGAAGGAUUGAAAACUUUCCCAAAGCCUCAAGAGUAAAAACUAGAAUCCAGACCUUCUGGUCCCAGUGGAGCUCCCUUUCUCUGAGACCAAAUUGCUGCUCUGCUCCAGUCCUAGGGUUUCGGUUGCUCUUCAGAUCCUUGUCAGCACUCAGUAUGGCCAGCCUUUUCAGUUUUAUCCAUUCUAGUGGGUAUACAGUGGUAACACUUUGUGGUUUUAAUCUGCAUUUUCCUAACCUAAUGAUGUUAAGCAAUUUCUAUAUGCUUAUUUGUGAUCUGUAUAAAUUCUGAUGAUAUCUCUAUUCAGAUCUUUUGCCCAUUUUUUAUUAGGGCAUUGUAAGAGCUUGCAUUGUAAGAGCUGUUUAUAUAUGCUGGAUAGAAAUCCUUUGUUAGCCAGAUGUUUUACCUUUUUUUUUUU
Delphinapterus leucas (beluga whale) is the source of this 1658-nucleotide messenger RNA. It is a transcript of the gene LYPLAL1, whose product is annotated as lysophospholipase like 1. Gene Ontology annotation, molecular function: palmitoyl-(protein) hydrolase activity; carboxylic ester hydrolase activity. Gene Ontology annotation, cellular component: cytoplasm. The record is from RefSeq and is a predicted model, not a curated record. Gene Ontology annotation, biological process: protein depalmitoylation. Lineage: Eukaryota; Metazoa; Chordata; Mammalia; Artiodactyla; Monodontidae.